AUGGCUUCCACCACCAAAGAAGUGGCUACCGAGCUCCUCCCUCUCCUCCGAGUCUACACCGAUGGCACUGUUGAGCGGCUCGUGGGCUCCCCAUUCGUGGCAGCAGGAGUUGACCCAGCUACCGGGUCUCCUCCAAAGACGUCUGCAUCUCACCGGAUGUGUCAGCCCGACUAUACCUUCCCAAACUCUCUGACGACUACCAUGAAAAGCUUCCGGUUCUUGUUUACUUCCACGGGGGUGGUUUCUGCGUCGAGUCUGCCUUCUCCUUCCUUCACCACCGCUACAUCAACAUAUUAA
Messenger RNA from Thlaspi arvense, 297 nucleotides. The record is from the annotation of a GenBank genome assembly. NCBI's taxonomy places the organism in Eukaryota, Viridiplantae, Streptophyta, Magnoliopsida, Brassicales, Brassicaceae.